CGGCCCGCGAAGGCUAACCCCGGGAUACCCCUCGGGAGGGUAACUCCGCUUUACGGUCUGGAUCGCCCCAUUACACAAUUAUCCUGACUAAUACUCGCCACAUUAAUCUCGUCGCGAAGAUGUCCGGCACCGACCCCCUAAACCUCCAAUUCUGGAUAGCUUGCUUGCCCUUCCCCCGAAGUUGCGAUUCUUCCUAUAUAAGCCGUGCCUUUCUCCGUAGUCUCUGGAUCGUAGCAAUUGAACCAAUUCACAUUUAAACACAAAUAUUAUCAAAAUGGUUAAAGCUGUUGCUGUUGUCCGUGGUGACGCUAAGGUCGCCGGUAUCGUUACCUUUGAACAAGUUUCUGAGAACGAACCAACCACCAUCUCCUGGGAAAUCACCGGGAACGAUCCAAACGCCUUGAGAGGGUUCCAUGUCCACGAGUUCGGUGACAACACCAAUGGUUGCACCUCUGCCGGCCCCCACUUCAACCCAUUCAAGAAGAAUCACGGUGCUCCAGAAGAUGACGAGAGGCACGUCGGUGACUUGGGUAACAUAACCACAGACUCUAAGGGUGUUGCCAAGGGUGUCAAACAGGACACCUACAUUAAGUUGAUCGGUGCUAACUCCAUUUUGGGAAGAACCGUCGUCGUCCACGCGGGUACCGACGAUUUAGGUAAGGGUGGCCACGAAGACUCCUUGAAGACUGGUAACGCUGGUGGCAGACCAGCCUGCGGUGUCAUUGGUAUCUCAGCUUAACUAGACCGCCCCUCUAAGAUAUGAUUAAGGUACCAGCGCCCGCAACUCACAAAGGUUGCUCCUUUUCACGAAUUUAUCAUAACGUCUAAAUGCCUUGGUGUGUAGCAACAAUUGCAAUGUAGAAUGGCAAUGCAAGUGGCAUUGACCUUUGAUGAGGCAGUGGUUGCGGAAGUUAUACAAUCUGUUAUUAUCAAAUGCGUGUAUAAAACUCCCUAACUUUUUGCACUAUGACUUCUCCGAUAUAGUGUAACGGCUAGCACGGUUCGCUUUCACCGAGCAAACCCGGGUUCGACUCCCGGUAUCGGAGUUCCUUGUUUUUUGU
Molecule: messenger RNA, 1061 nt
Organism: Babjeviella inositovora NRRL Y-12698
Lineage: Eukaryota; Fungi; Ascomycota; Pichiomycetes; Serinales
Gene: SOD1
Product: superoxide dismutase
Exons: 1
Coding region: 275-739 (154 amino acids)
Biological process (GO): removal of superoxide radicals
Molecular function (GO): copper ion binding; superoxide dismutase activity
Source: RefSeq, a predicted model, not a curated record